This is a messenger RNA of Cordyceps militaris CM01, 3117 nucleotides long. Its product is annotated as TUP1-like enhancer of split. The transcript has 2 exons. Gene Ontology annotation, biological process: DNA-templated transcription; chromatin remodeling; regulation of DNA-templated transcription. Lineage: Eukaryota; Fungi; Ascomycota; Sordariomycetes; Hypocreales; Cordycipitaceae. Bases 1 to 3117 code for a protein of 1038 amino acids. Gene Ontology annotation, molecular function: protein binding; nucleosome binding. Gene Ontology annotation, cellular component: nucleus; HIR complex. The record is from RefSeq and is a predicted model, not a curated record.
AUGCUCCUCAUUAAGCCGUCAUGGCUGAGCCACAGCGGCGAGCAAAAGGACUUUGAAGUCUACAGCUGCCAUGUCUCGCCCGAUGGCAAGCGUCUCGCGACGGCUGGCGGCGACGGCCACGUCCGCAUCUGGUCCACCGAGGCCAUCUACAACUCGCGCGACCCGUCGUACACGAAGCCGCGACAGCUCUGCCAUAUGAGCCACCACCUCGGCACCAUCCAUUCAGUGCGCUUCAGCCCCAACGGCAAGUACCUAGCCAGCGGUGCCGACGAUAAGCUCAUCUGCGUCUACCACCUCGACAAGGGCCCACCGCCUGCGACCUUUGGCUCCGAUGAGGCGCCCCCUGUCGAGAACUGGAAGACGUACAAGCGAUUGAUUGGCCACGAGAAUGAUGUUCAGGACCUGGCUUGGUCGUACGACUCGUCCAUUCUCGUCUCCGUGGGCCUGGAUUCCAAAGUCGUCGUCUGGUCGGGCUACACCUUUGAAAAGCUCAAAUCGCUGCCUGCGCAUCAGUCGCACGUCAAGGGAAUCACAUUCGAUCCCGCCAACAAGUUCUUUGCGACCGCCAGCGACGAUCGAACUAUCAAGAUUUUCCGCUUCACAUCCCCUGGCCCCAAUUCGACCCAGCACGACAUGAUUAACAAUUUUGUCCUCGAAACUACAAUUAGCUCCCCCUUCAAGAGCUCGCCGCUUACAACCUACUUCCGACGUUGCUCCUGGUCACCGGACGGAAACCAUAUCGCGGCUGCUAACGCCGUCAAUGGACCUGUUAGCUCUGUCGCAAUCAUCGAGCGUACGCGAUGGGAUAGCGAAAUCAACUUAAUCGGCCACGAAGCACCGACGGAAGUGUGUCUGUUUUCUCCCCGACUGUUUCAUACUGUGAAGCCCGGCGACGACGACGCCAAUGGAGAUCAGCCUCCGCAGCUCGUUACGGUCAUUGCAUCCGCCGGACAAGAUAAAACGCUCAGCAUUUGGAAUACAAAUACAUCCCGUCCUGUUGUCAUCCUGCAAGAUCUCGCUGGAAAAUCUAUUUCAGACUUGGCGUGGACACCUGACGGUGAGACCCUAUAUGCUGCGAGCUUGGAUGGAAGCAUCGUCAUAGUCCGAUUUGAAGAUGGUGAGCUCGGCUGGGUUGCCAGAGAGGAAGAAAAUGACCGCGCGCUGCAAAAAUAUGGCGUCUCGCGAAAGGGUAUGGGAAUCUCAGAGGAUAUCGACAGCCUGAUGCUAGAGGACCAGAGCAGGGCUGGCGAAUCAAAGGCGUUGCAAUCACGAAUGGGCGCAUUGAUGGGAGAUGCCCCUGGAAGCAAGCCAUCUGCUGCUACUAAUGGCACCGAUACUGGCGCCUCUACACCCAAACCCGCAGCCAAUGGCAGUGACUCGACUGAAAAACCUGAGGAAGACAAGAUUGCAGAACGAGUCAAAGAGCUCAAGUCUAGAGUAACUGUCGGCAAGGACGGCAAAAAACGUGUGGCGCCUCUGUUGGUAUCCUCAUCUGGUACCGGCCAAUCCUCGUUGCCUCAAUCGCAGUUGAUCGGUUCUACGUCGGCGAGAGCAUCACAGCAGGAUGCGCCGCUGACAGUUCUAGAUCUCAGCAAACCUUUUGACGGACUUCCAAAGGGGGGCAUCGCAUCCAUGCUACUGGGCAACAAGCGCAAAAGUGUGGUCGCCGAGGGAGAUGAAGAGGAACAUCUCGCCAAGCGACCGACCGGCGGCCCAACGACCAUCAUGACCAACGGCGCAGAUGGUAUUGAACCGGCAGUGCUCACAAACAUUGAAAAUGGCGUCCUUCCUACGCCAGAGUAUUUGCGACCCGCCGUCCUGAACCCAGCCAUAUCUGUUGCGGCGGUGAGGCUUGCAGUGCCCCGCGUGCGAGCGCAUAUCCUGCGACCCCUCCAGCAUGGAAUUCUUGGUGCUGAAGAGUCGGCAGCUAAGACGUCCGAAGCUAUUCUGCUCGAAGCCAAGAAUGACGUCAACCCUCGUGAUCCGUCUCAAGUCAUCGUUUCGAAACGGGGCGUUGUCGUCUGGCACGAAUUCUUGCCCCGCGCCAUUAUAUUAGUCACUGCAAACAGGAACUUCUGGGUCGUUGCCUGUGAAGAUGGCUCUAUUCACAUAUGGUCGCCUGCAGGACGUCGACUUCUGAACCCCAUAAUCCUUGAAUCACAACCCGUCAUUCUCGAGUGCCGCGACCAUUGGUUACUGUGCAUUACGGCGGUGGGAAUGGUCCAUGUAUGGGACAUUAGUAUGCAGUCUUCACCACACCCGCCCGUGUCACUUGGACCAAUUCUUGACAUUGCGACGUCAUCAUUCGACCAACACACCGCCUCCCCUGGCCCAGGUGUUACGUCAGCUCAUCUCAAUUCGACCGGGCAUGUUGUUGUUACUUUGACGAACGGCGAUGGAUUUUAUUACGCUCGCGAGAUGUACACGUGGCAGCGGUUAAGCGAGGCCUGGUGGGCUGUUGGAUCUCAAUACUGGAACUCGAAUGAUUCAUCUAUUUCUGCUUUACAAUCUACUGCAGUGGGACCAAAGUCAAAGACGAGGUCGAGCAGGAGAAGGAGCAGGAGAAAACAAGAGGAGGAAGAACGGGAGGAGCCAGCGGUGGACGUUUCGUCUGGCAUCAUCCCAUUCUUGGAGCGUCAUACCACCAACGAGUUUCUGCUCAAAGGCCGAGCAUACGCGCUGCAACGCAUCAUCAAGACACUUAUUCAACGCAAGGAAGCGGAAGACUUGGAGAGCGUGGUCAGCAUCGCGCAUCUCGAGAAUCGCAUCGCUGGAGCAAUGCAGCUUGGAGCUCGCGACGAGUUUCGAUUGUAUCUGUUUAUGUAUGCAAAGCGGUUGGGAGCCGAAGGUGCACACGGGAAAGUCGAAGAAUUGUUGAACACCCUUAUCGGCGGUAUUCUCCAGGGCGGUGAAGUGGAUGCAGAGGGUGGAAAGGGCUGGUUCAGCAAGUCAGAUGAAUUGUGUGGUUGGGAUCGAAAGGAGUUAUUAAAGGGCGUAGUACUGAUUCUCGGAAAGUUCCGUGAACUGCAGCGACUUACCGGCCAGUACGCCCGACUGUUGGACCUCGAUCUGGGUAGUAGUGGAAGGGAUGUCGAUUCCAUGGAAAUUGAAAAUUAG